This is a messenger RNA of Penicillium salamii, 435 nucleotides long. The record is from the annotation of a GenBank genome assembly. Lineage: Eukaryota; Fungi; Ascomycota; Eurotiomycetes; Eurotiales; Aspergillaceae.
AUGUCUGACUGGGAAACCACUACCAUGAUUGGCAACCGCCGCACUGGCGCCGGUGCCCCCCAGCACGCCCAAACCCUCCGAGGCAACAGUGCCAUUAACGCCGCCAAGCGCACUGGAGGCGUCACCUCUGAGAAGAAGUACACCACUGGUAACCUGGCCGCCAAGGCAGGCCAACCCGAGGGCCAGCUCAUGACCAAGGUCGACCGCAGUGAUGAUAUCGUCAAGCCCAAAUACAUUGAAGACCACAUCGUUGACAACGUCAAGCGCGCCCGCGCUGCCAAGGGCAUGUCACAAAAGCAGGUCGCCGCUGCUGCCUCCAUUCCCGUCAGCGUCUACACCGAAAUCGAGAACGGAAAGGCCAUGGCCAAGGACGCAAACCCUGCUCUCAACAAACUGCAGAAAGUGCUUGGAUACGGUCUGCGCAAGAAGCAAUAA